This is a messenger RNA of Thalassophryne amazonica, 1574 nucleotides long. RefSeq names its product monoacylglycerol O-acyltransferase 3a (gene mogat3a). Gene Ontology annotation, cellular component: endoplasmic reticulum membrane. Gene Ontology annotation, biological process: triglyceride biosynthetic process. Lineage: Eukaryota; Metazoa; Chordata; Actinopteri; Batrachoidiformes; Batrachoididae. The record is from RefSeq and is a predicted model, not a curated record. The coding region runs from base 122 to 1129 and encodes 335 amino acids. Gene Ontology annotation, molecular function: diacylglycerol O-acyltransferase activity. The transcript is spliced from 9 exons.
GGAGCAAGGGGCGCGCUGGCAAAGUUUUACGGAGAAGCUGCUGAAGUCACGCCGAGUUUGCGGCUGUUUGUUAGCGGGAGGCCGCGCAGCAGCGAGCGGGCUGAGGAGCGCGUCCGCCGGUAUGAGGGUGCGGUUCGCCCCGCUGAACGUCCCGCUGCGGAGGAGGCUGCAGACGGCCGCCGUGCUGCACUGGAUCUUCUCCUUCCUCUUCCUCGCUCAGUGCUGUCUUGCAGUCUUUGUCCUCUUGGCUCUCUCUGAUUGGUGGAUGGGGGCGUUGCUGUAUGCUGGUUGGCUGUGGUUGGACUGGGACACGCCCACCAGUGGAGGUCGGAGGUCACAGUGGGUCAGGAGCUGGACUGUCUGGGAAUACUUCAGGGACUAUUUCCCAAUAACGUUGAUUAAAACUGCUGAUUUGGAUCCAAAGAAAAACUACAUCUUUGGCUUCCAUCCUCACGGUGUGCUUGUGGCUGGAGGAUUUGGGAACUUCUGCACAGAGGCCACGGGUUUCUCUCGCCUCUUUCCUGGACUGAAGUCUCACCUGUUGAUGCUGCCGUUCUGGUUCAGAGUCCCAGUCUUCAGAGACUACAUCAUGUGUGGAGGUCUGGUGUCCAGCAGUAAGUCCAGUCUGUCUUACCUCGUCAGUCAUCCUGAGGGCGGGAACGUUGCUGUUGUUGCAGUGGGCGGAGCUCCAGAAGCUCUGGAUGCUCGUCCGGGAGCGCUGACCUUACAGAUCCUAAACAGGAAGGGUUUCAUCAAACUGGCUCUGAAACACGGAGCUCAGCUGGUUCCAGUUUUUUCUUUUGGUGAAAAUGACCUGUUUGACCAGUUAAACAACCCCACCGGCUCCCCCCUGAGGACACUGCAGGAACGCCUGCAAAGCAUCAUGGGAGUGGCCAUGCCUCUGUUCCAUGCCAGAGGCGUUUUCCAGUACAGCUUUGGCCUGAUUCCGUACAGGAAGCCCAUCCACACCGUCGUGGGAAAGCCAAUCUGUGUGGUCCAGUCGCUGAGUCCGAGUCAUCAGGACAUCGAUGUCCUACACAAACUUUACCUGCAGCGGCUAACGGAACUGUUCGAGGAGCAUAAACAUGCGUAUGGCCUGCAGGAAGACCAACACCUGACCUUCAUCUGACCUCCAGGGCCUGACAGGAAAAUUUUAACCUCAGUCAGCCUGAACUGCACCACGCUAACGGUGUGAGCAGGGUCCAGGAAUGCUAACACUGCUAGCUACGCAUAUUGAAUUGGGAAUGCUAACACUGCUAGCUACGUGUAUUGCGUAAGGAUUGCUAAUGCUAGUGUGGUGUGAUUGACAGUGUAAUCUGGCAGAUGAUUGACAGUGACCUGCAGGCUAACAGUGUGAUGUCAUGCUGAAAAGCUAAUAUUUCACACCUUGACAUUUCUGCCUAAAACAAAAUGUAGGAAUUGAAAUAAGUUGUUAAUGUUUUUCGGGAGUUUUUGACAAAUCAAUUUUAAAACAUCUCAGAAUUUAAAUGUUGAAUUAAGGCAAAGCUUUAUUCUGAAACACUUGUCAAAAGUGAUUUUUUUUGUGAAGGAUAAAUAAAUGUUUAUUAGUCUGU